CGCCGUAGCCGCAGUUAGGGCGAAUUUGAAACCGGCUAAGCACGCGCUGCCAUUCUCACUCCACCCGGCGCAGGAGGCGAUUACAUAAACUCGCUAGACAUUUCUUCACGGAACUUACGACAUCUUCCCUCCUGUUGAAACCAGCUGACCAAAGAAAUGGUGAUGGAGAAGCCAAGUGCCCAGCUUGUCGGGCGAGAGUUUGUCCGACAGUAUUACACCCUUCUGAACCAGGCUCCUGACUACCUGCACAGGUUUUAUGGCAAGAACUCCUCUUAUGUGCAUGGAGGUCUGGACAACAAUGGCAAGCCAGCAGAGGCAGUCUAUGGACAGUCGGAAAUUCAUAAGAAGGUGAUGGCACUGAGCUUCCACGACUGCCACACUAAAAUCAGGCAUGUUGAUGCCCAUGCGACCCUGAACGAGGGGGUUGUGGUGCAGGUGAUGGGAGAGCUGUCCAACAACAUGCAACCCAUGAGGAAAUUCAUGCAGACCUUUGUGUUGGCCCCUGAGGGCACUGUUGCAAACAAGUUUUACGUACACAAUGACAUUUUCCGCUAUCAAGAUGAGGUCUUUGGAGACUCGGACUCUGAACCUCCUGAGGAGUCUGAGGAGGAAGUGGAGGAGCUGGAGGAGAGAGUAAACUCCCCUGAAGUGCCACAAGAAGAGGCCGCUGCAUUCUAUGAACAGACACCUUGCCCGGAGCCCGAGGCCCCUCAGGAGGAGGUGGUUGUGACCCCAGAGCCCCAGGCCGAGCCAGAGGCUGAGCCUGAGCCUGAGCCAGCUGCAGUGGAGCUGAAACAGGAGCCAGUCAGUCAGACAGAACCCCAUCCUGUGGAAAAGACCCAGAGAGCUCCACCCUCACCCACACCUGCUGACCCUGCACCUGCCGCACCAGAGGACAACCGACCUUUCUCGUGGGCUUUAGUCACCAGCAAGAAUCUCCCCCAAGGAGGAGUGGUGCCACCUUCAGGAAUUCCCCCUCACGUAGUCAAAGCUCCAGCAACUCAGCCCCGUGUGGAAGUAAAAACAGAAACCCAGACCACAGCACAGAGACCUCAAAGAGACCAGAGACCACGUGACCAAAGACCAGGACCCUCUCCAGCACAGAGAGCACCAAGACCAGGAGUGCGAGAAGGUGAGAGUGGGGAGUCUGAAGUGAGGCGGGUGGUCAGGUAUCCCGACAGCCAGCAACUCUUUGUAGGAAAUGUACCUCAUGAUGUGGACAAGGCUGAGCUUAAGGAGUUCUUUGAACAGUAUGGCACAGUACUGGAGUUGAGGAUCAACAGUGGUGGCAAACUGCCCAACUUUGGAUUUGUGGUCUUUGAUGAUUCCGAACCAGUACAGAAGAUCCUGAGCAACCGGCCCAUAAAGCUACGAGGUGACGUGCGUCUGAACGUGGAGGAAAAGAAGACCCGUUCAGCUCGUGAAGGAGACCGUCGGGACAUCCGCCCUAGGGGCCCUGGCGGACCUCGAGACAGGAUAGGAGGGCCAAGGGGUCCACCACCCAGAGGGGGCAUGUCUCAGAAGCCCAGUUUUGGUGCUGGCCGCGGAGCAGGAUCUAGUGGACCACGUCAGUGAAGCAGCUCUCAUGUCCAAUCACUGCUGAUGCAAGUCACCCUGAGUAACAAACGGCUUCCCUCAUCCCUGUUUCCAGGCCACUCCUGGGCUGUGGAGUGGCUUUUCCCCUUUUAUCUGGACUCCUCCUUGUAUUUGAGUUUGAACUUGAAUUUGUUGUAGACAAACAAAAACUACUUGAAUUGUGGAAAAGGUAAAACCCAACGUUUUUUGGUUUUAGCGUUCUCUCCCUGUUUCUUAAAGGAACGUGUUUUUACUGCUCGGGCAAUCCUGUGUAUUGCUAGCGCCCGCUGUCAGGUCAAAGUGCAAGUAUGGUUUUAUUUGGAAUUGUUGCCAAGUCAAAUCAUGGUUGUGUAUGAGUGACUAUCUAGCAUGUAAAGAAUCCUGUUUGCCUUCUACUGUUGCACUUCAUCAAGAAUGACGACAUAUUUUAACAACUCUGCUGAUGAGAGAACAAAAAUAAACUUGAUGUACUGUUUUGAA
This is a messenger RNA of Colossoma macropomum (tambaqui), 2055 nucleotides long. It is a transcript of the gene g3bp1, whose product is annotated as GTPase activating protein (SH3 domain) binding protein 1. The coding region runs from base 157 to 1575 and encodes 472 amino acids. The transcript has 12 exons. Gene Ontology annotation, molecular function: mRNA binding. Lineage: Eukaryota; Metazoa; Chordata; Actinopteri; Characiformes; Serrasalmidae. The record is from RefSeq and is a predicted model, not a curated record. Gene Ontology annotation, cellular component: ribonucleoprotein complex; cytosol.